Molecule: messenger RNA, 642 nt
Organism: Musca vetustissima
Lineage: Eukaryota; Metazoa; Arthropoda; Insecta; Diptera; Muscidae
Product: ATP synthase subunit s, mitochondrial
Exons: 1
Coding region: 1-642 (213 amino acids)
Source: RefSeq, a predicted model, not a curated record
AUGUUGAUUACAAGACCCCUUAACCUCUUAAAAUGUGGUUUCCUAACAACAAAACACCUUUGGAACACACCACCAACAACAGCAAAAAAUUCCAGCAAUGCUUCCCGACAAUUGUGGGGAUACGUUGCCAUUGCCUUCAAUCGUGUCGAUGUUGAUCGUCAGCAAUUAGUUGGAGCUGAUCGUCUAUGUGCCGAAUGGGUAAUAAAAAAUGGUGGUGGCAUUUGCACCGUGGAUGCUCCUACCCGUUUGAUAAAUAACUACAAUAUUCUACCACCGGAACACUACCGGUUCAAAGUGAAAGUGGUUGAUGGUUCUGGCGCUUCGCUUAUGAAAAUUGGUUUGGAUCAUUUUAAGGGUUGUAAUCACAUAGAUACCGUUAUUUUUCACAAAUGUAAACACUUGGAAUCGGAUGGUUUAAGUGGACUGGUACAUCUGAAAGAUACCCUAAAAUCCCUACAGGUAUCCGAGUGUGAUAACAUCAGUGAUGAUUGUUUUGCCGUUAUUGAAGAAUUGAAAAAUCUACAGGAGUUGCGUAUCUUUAAUAUGCGUUAUGUAAAAAAUCUGGAUGCAAUUAUCGACAAGCUGAAGAAAACCCUGCCAAAAUGUCGCAUUGAAACUGCCGAAAAGAAUGACGAAAAGUAA